AUCUCGAUUUAAAAAACAAAUCCGAUCAGUCUUCAUUUUGAUUUUCGAUUUAAAAAAAACAUUUAACCCUAUCGAAUCGGGAUUGAUCAGAACCUGUUGAAUACGGAUUCCUUUUGCCGUCGCUGAGUUAAGCGUGUGUGGCAGAACCUGUUGCAUCUUAACCACAUUCAGCUCUGAUUCUCAGUUCGGUGAAAUUUGCGUUUUCAUUUGUUUGUCUUUGUCCUCUUUCUCUGUUUUGAAAAUAUUGGCAAAAAAGAUGCGGUUAAGAUGCAUUUUCCCGGUUAAAUGGAAACAUAACAGAUGGAAAAGUUUCUUGAAACUAUACUCAACUCAGCAACCCCGAAUAAUAUCUACAAAUAUUUCUAUAAAUCAGUUUAUAAAAAGCGGGCGGUUAGACAUCGCGCGGAAUCUGUUCAAUGAAAUGCCAAGCAGAACCGUAGUAUCUUGGAACACCAUGAUUUCUGGUUACACAAAGUGGUGGAAAUUCAAUGAAUCGAUUGAUUUACUUUCAACGAUGCAUCGGAGUGAUAUAAGGUUUAAUGAGUCCACUUUUUCCACUGCAUUAAGCGUGUGUGGUCGCCUGCGAUCUUUAACUGAUGGAAAACAGAUUCAUUGCGUUGUUAUCAAGUCUGGGUGUGAGAGUUUUGAGCUUGUUAGAAGUUCUUUGUUGUAUUUUUAUGCCAAUUGUUUUGAGAUCAAAGAAGGGGAGCGGGUUUUCAAUGAGUUGCACGAUAAAAAUGAGUUGUUGUGGACUUUGAUGAUUGUAGGUUAUGUUGAGUGUAGUUUGAUGAAUGAGGCUCUUGAUUUGUUUAUGAAGAUGCCAAAACGGGAUGUUGUGGCUUGGACUGCAUUGAUUUCGGGAUAUGUGAAGAGCGAAGAGGGUUGCGAGAAGGCUUUGGAGUUGUUUUGGUGGAUGAGAUGCAGUGGUGAGGUGGUGCCUAAUGAGUUCACCUUGGAUUCUGUUAUAAGGGCUUGUAGCAGGCUUGGUGAUUUAUGUAAAGGGAAGCUUGUUCAUGGGAUUUUGAUCAAAUAUGGAUUUGAAUUUAAUCAAUCAAUUGGUGGUGCAUUGACUGAAUUUUAUUCUGAUUGUGAAGCUAUUGAUGAUGCUAAGAGAGUCUAUAAUGCAAUAACAAGUCCCUGUUUGAAACCUUCAAACUCACUUAUUGGAAGGCUUAUAUCAAUGGGUAAGAUUGAAGAUGCAGAACUAAUUUUUAAUAAACUAGUUGAGGCAAAUUCAUUUUCAUAUAAUCUGAUGAUUAAAGGGUAUGCAGCUUGUGGUCGAGUUGAAGAUUCAAAAAGACUAUUUGAAGAGAUGUCUCGAAGAACAAUAGUUUCUACUAACAUAAUGAUUUCUGUAUAUUCCAGGAGUGGGGAGAUUGAUAAAGCUUUAAAGCUGUUUGAAGAAACACAAUGGGAAAGAGACCCUGUGACAUGGAAUUCGAUGAUGUCUGGUUGUAUUCAAAAUCAGCAAUACAAUGAGGCUCUGAAGCUGUAUCUGAACAUGUGCAGAUUUCAAAUAGAGCGUACAAGGUCAACAUUCUCAGUUCUCUUUCAUGGAUGUUCAUGCCAGAGAUCUCUUCAACAGGGACAAUUACUUCAUGCACACUUGAUCAAAACACCAUUUGAAUCAAAUGUUUAUGUUGGAACAUCCCUGAUAGAUAUGUACUCCAAAUGUGGUAGCAUCACUGAUGCUUACAAAUCAUUUUCCAGCAUCUCUUCUCCUAAUGUGGCAGCAUGGACAUCUCUUAUUAAUGGGUAUGCACACCAUGGGUUUGGCUCUCAAGCUAUCUUACACUUUGAGCAUAUGUUGGAGAAAGGAGUGGUCCCUAAUGCUACUACUUUUGUUGGAAUUCUGUCUGCCUGUGGUCAUGCUGGUCUAGUCAAUGAAGGAAUGAGACUGUUCAGCUCAAUGGAAAAAUGCUACGGUGUGGUUCCAACUUUAGAACACUAUGCAUGCAUCGUUGAUCUUCUUGGACGGGCAGGUCAUCUGCAAGAAGCUGAGGAGUUUAUUAAAAAGAUGCCAGUUGAAGCCGAUGAGGUUGUUUGGGGAGUUUUACUCAAUUCUUGUUGGCUCUGGAUGAACAUGGAAGUUGGUGAGAGGGUGGCAGAAAAGAUGUUCAGUUUGAAUCCAAAGACUAUGUAUGCUUAUGUAAUUCUAUCUAACAUAUAUGGAGUACUUGGGAAAUGGGAAGAAAAGAUGAAUGUAAGGAAGAGGUUGAGAGACUUGGAAGUGAAAAAGGAUCCAGCUUGUAGUUGGAUUGAGCUGGACGACAGACUCUUUGUGUUUUCUGUAGAGGAUAGAAGCCAUCCGUAUUGUAACAUGAUUUAUGCCACCUUACAGCAUCUGGCAACAAAUUUAAACUCCUUUCAUUUUGAUUUAUUUUGAUUGUGACUGCUAUACUAAGAAAAAAGGCUGGCUGUCCUCGUGCAACACACAACAGGGAUCAAGCUCUUGUAGUUGUCUCAUCUAGCUUUUCUUUUGUAGAUUCACCAUUGGUGAUUCCUAAAUUAUAUAAUUCUAACUGAGCAGUAAAGUAUAGCUUUAUCUUUCUUCUCUGAGGUAUUUAAUAUAGUUCCUAUUACGAGUGCAGCGUUAUUAUUAUUCUAGAGGCAAUGUCUUGUUUGUGUCCUUGGCACUGAUAUGAUGUAGUAAGCAUUCCCUUUUGGAAUGAUAUUUCGCUAAAAACAUUUAAAGUUCCAAACCCAAUAGUUUUUUCUUCCUUAUUUUAUCUGAAUUUUGAAACUUGACAAUUGAGUGAGCUCCUUCAUUGACAUGAUCAGAAUUGCCUUUUAUUUAUUGUUUUUCAAUUAUGUUGUAUCUAUUUUGCAAAACAGUUGCUGCCUUUGAGUUUAGUGUCUUUGAGAUUAGUUGGAUAAACCAUCAAAAUUUUGAACCAUUAUGUAGUUGGUUCCUGGUAGUUUAUAUUUUCCAUUUGAUUCACAUGAUCUUAUGCUCUUUCUUUUUACUAAAUAAUGGUGGUCAAGCGCCGAUCACUUUAACUUGGUCUGACAUUUAUCUGAGAGUGCUUAAUAUUUCAAAACAUGGUAAGAUUAGCAGCAUCAAGAGGGAGAGUAUUCACUUAGACUAGUAGCAUUAUCGCAUAUAUCAGAAGUAAUUUGUCAAACAGGCUAUUUACUAUUAGAUAGUUACACGGAGACUCAGUGAGAUUUUUAUUGCAGAUAAUCCUAAUCUUGGUGAUUGAGAUUGCUGGUUUGACUAAGGAUUGCAUUGACGCAAACUUCUCUAGUUGAAGCUUUGCAUUCUAUGUUGAACAGAACCUUUUCGGUGAAGAUAACUCGUGAAGUUCAAGGUCUUGAAGGUAUGUUUUCAUGCACGCAACAUCUACAAAGGACUGAUAGACAGAUAAUCUUUAUUAUCAUUAUAGAUUCCAGCCAUUAGGUUGCUGGUGUGUUAAAAAAGCAUGGUGCAGAGACACAUUGGUCUGGAAGAGAAACACUUUGAUAAUAUUCAUUAUUGGAAAGCUUGUUGUGGACCUUCUCACCAUAAUCCAGAAGGUGUUAAAGGUGCAACUUC
Messenger RNA from Durio zibethinus, 3535 nucleotides. NCBI's taxonomy places the organism in Eukaryota, Viridiplantae, Streptophyta, Magnoliopsida, Malvales, Malvaceae. The record is from RefSeq and is a predicted model, not a curated record.